AUGCGUACCUACGCGCAGUAUGUUGGCAACCUUCCAAAGAAACAAUAUAUCCUGUCAACAGCAUUAAAAGAUGCUGCUGGUCUUCACAAUGGAUACCUAGACCCCUCUCUGGAGAUUGCGAAGGGUUCCAAGUUAAUCCGUUGGAAGCUUACAGACGACAAACAGGUUGCUGUUAUCCUGGUAUAUUACGAGAAUGGCACAGUCGGACCUAAUGUCAAGAGAACCUACCGGUUUCCAUUUUGGCUCGUCGACAGAUUCAGAAACGAUUCAAGCGUCUGGAACAAAACCACAUCAAUGUACAUCAGGUUAAUAUCGCCCAGUCGUCAGAACAUGACCGAGGUCAUCAAAUGGAUAAUGGAUGCCGAACUAUAUGCGGGGUAA
This is a messenger RNA of Penicillium bovifimosum, 381 nucleotides long. RefSeq lists its product as uncharacterized. The record is from RefSeq and is a predicted model, not a curated record. NCBI's taxonomy places the organism in Eukaryota, Fungi, Ascomycota, Eurotiomycetes, Eurotiales, Aspergillaceae. The transcript is spliced from 2 exons. Bases 1 to 381 code for a protein of 126 amino acids.